Messenger RNA from Cyphellophora attinorum, 1413 nucleotides. RefSeq names its product GATA factor SREP. Gene Ontology annotation, biological process: negative regulation of transcription by RNA polymerase II; positive regulation of transcription by RNA polymerase II. The record is from RefSeq and is a predicted model, not a curated record. Gene Ontology annotation, molecular function: zinc ion binding; DNA-binding transcription factor activity, RNA polymerase II-specific; RNA polymerase II cis-regulatory region sequence-specific DNA binding. The transcript is spliced from 2 exons. Lineage: Eukaryota; Fungi; Ascomycota; Eurotiomycetes; Chaetothyriales; Cyphellophoraceae. Bases 1 to 1413 code for a protein of 470 amino acids.
AUGUUACGGCAGCCGUCCGCGGAGGAUCUAGAUGCCGCUCAUCAGCUAGUCUCAUCCGCUCGAGGCGAGAGGAUCAGUCCUCCGAGAACCAGCGAGAGCUCGUUCGUACAAGCAGCGCCCGCGACCACCUCUGUCGAGCAAUCGGAGCCGCAAGCCGACACAGAGAUCCAGCAGCAGGAUGGCGAUUCCGAAAGCAUUGAGCGAGACCCUGCAGGAGGUUUCAAUCAAAUAUGCAGCAACUGUGGCACCACCAAAACACCGCUCUGGCGGCGAUCACCGGCAGGCAACACAAUUUGCAAUGCAUGCGGGUUGUACCUCAAGACACGGAACACAAUGCGCCCGACCAACUUCAAGCGCCAUGCAUCAAAUCCUCCACCAGAAACUGGUAGGCAACGUGUCGAAGCUUCUCCCGUCGCUCCUGCACCAGUUGCUGCACAGACUCAGACUUCUAGACCUCCACUAAAAGAAGCGGAGCAUACAGCAGGCUCAUGUCCAGGUGGUGGAAAUUGCAACGGUGCUGGUGGCGCUGAGGGUUGCGGCGGAUGUCCAGCAUUCAACAAUCGUCUCGCACGAGCACAGAAAGGUGUUGCAAAUGCGCCGCCUGCCCCAGCGAACCCACCGCAGAGCACUGUGCAGAACGAUGAGCCCAGUAAUGCAAACACUACCAGCGCCCCAUCAGGCCCACCACCUACCACCACACCAUCUACCCAAUCCUCAAUGCUAGUUGCUUGCAAAAACUGCGGCACAACAUUGACACCUCUUUGGCGCCGGGACGAGUCAGGACAUCCAAUCUGCAACGCUUGCGGUCUUUACUUCAAACUCCACGGAACACAUCGGCCGGUGCAGAUGAAGAAAGCCACGAUCAAGCGCCGGAAACGAGUAGUACCUGCGUACUCGACUACCCCAAGCCUUGCGGCCCUGACGCCACGUUCCGAAACUGCCAGUUCGCCAGGUGAACUUGCCGGGUCAACCUCGCCCGAGCCGAUGGCAGAUGACGUCGAAAUGAGCGGCUACGAGCCCACCGAGCCAUUGGAUCCGAAUCAGCCCGCGGUGAAGAGGCGGAAACCACAAGGGCACAUGCCGGUUGAUUUCACGGGAUACAAUCCUGCGACACCGGCACUCUCACAUCGGAAUGGGAACACUCCGCCGCCGCGACUUCCGCCACUCAAAGCAGGGUCGCCGCCGACGUCCGCGCCACUAGAUACGAGGCCGCCAUUGGAAAGCACAGGAGACGCGUGGAGGGCGAAGAUCAUUGCACCGACGAGCUCUAUCGACCCGGCUCUGCAAGCUGGUGGAGACCGUGCAGGUGGUGAGGUCAACGGGAAGGAGGAGAAGAGGGCAAGACUCGCGCGUGAGAUGGAAGCAAUGAGGGCGGCGCUGAAGGCGAAGGAAAGAGAGAUGGACGAGUUAUAA